CGCACAAAGGCCUCGCCCCCCCGGCCGCUCGCUCCUUUCCUCCCGUCCGGCCGGCCGGCACGCCCGCGCGCGCGUGCAGUGCAUGCUCUGCCGCGUCCGUCCUACUAGCUCUCGCUAGCCACACAGACGCACGGUCGAGGCGUUAGCGAGCUAGUUAGAGUGAUCAAGAUGAGCAGGAACAAUGGUGCGAAGGGGUCGAAGCUGCAGGAGCUGCGGCUGAACCUGUCGCGGUCUUCGCGCGGGGGAGGGGGGCCGUCGGGGCUGGACGGCGGGAGCAGCCCGCCGAGGAGGCUGUCGUCGUCGUCGUCGUCGUCCACGACGACGCCUUCGCCGCCAAGCUCGUGCGUGUCGUCGGAGGGGAGCCCGGAAGCUGGCGGCGGCGCGUCCGGGAUGAUCCUGGCCGGGUGCCCCCGGUGCAUGAUGUACGUGAUGCUGUCGCGGGAGGACCCCAAGUGCCCCAAGUGCCACAGCACCGUGCUCCUCGACUUCAACGACGCGGCCGCCGACCCGCGCCAAGCCGGCGCCGGCAAGAGCAAGGGCAAGCAUCGCGGCUGACGACCACUCUUACCUCGCGCGCGUGUCGCCGGCCGGAGCCGAGCUAGCUAGCUGACCUGGCCGUGGUCGCCAUGACGCUCUAGCUAAUCAAAAUUCCAAAAGCUAGCCCCUCCACUACAACCGGUCGUCGCCGCGAUCGAGCUAGCCCUCUACUUGCAUUGCUUGCGUGUUCUUGUUCUUAAUUUCGUACGUGUGAUCGAGUGUGUGUGACAGUACGUGUGAGUUGAUCAAAAUGGAAUUAUCACGUAGACCCGUUGUUCCAUGGAUCAUUGGGCCAGCCGGCGAUGUGCCAAUGGAACGGGUCUAGGUAAUAAUUUCGCGUGGGUCGUCGUCGUGGUACGUGUUCGAUCAGGGUGUAGUGUUGUAGCGUGUACAUGUCCUCCUGGUGACUGAAAGUCAUGGAUGAUUUAAGAUGUGUACGGGGCAGUACUACUGCUACGGAUUAAGAUUUUGUCUCGGGGGAUUUCGCGGAA
Oryza brachyantha (malo sina) is the source of this 1028-nucleotide messenger RNA. Its product is annotated as protein GL2-INTERACTING REPRESSOR 1-like. The transcript has a single exon. Bases 169 to 555 code for a protein of 128 amino acids. The record is from RefSeq and is a predicted model, not a curated record. NCBI's taxonomy places the organism in Eukaryota, Viridiplantae, Streptophyta, Magnoliopsida, Poales, Poaceae.